Parastagonospora nodorum SN15 is the source of this 2460-nucleotide messenger RNA. RefSeq lists its product as hypothetical. The record is from RefSeq and is a predicted model, not a curated record. Gene Ontology annotation, biological process: peroxisome fission; mitochondrial fission. The transcript is spliced from 4 exons. The coding region runs from base 1 to 2460 and encodes 819 amino acids. Lineage: Eukaryota; Fungi; Ascomycota; Dothideomycetes; Pleosporales; Phaeosphaeriaceae. Gene Ontology annotation, molecular function: microtubule binding; GTP binding; GTPase activity. Gene Ontology annotation, cellular component: mitochondrion; cytoplasm; membrane.
AUGGCUUCGCUGGGAGAGGAGCUCCUCAACAUUGUCAACAGGCUGCAGGACCUUGUUUUCAACACCAUUGGAAAUGACUCCCUCGACCUGCCCCAGAUUGUUGUCGUAGGAUCACAAUCAUCGGGGAAAUCUUCGGUGCUCGAGAACAUUGUCGGCAGAGACUUCUUGCCCCGAGGUAGCGGCAUCGUCACCAGGCGGCCGCUCAUUCUCCAGCUCAUCAACCUGCCCAGCGAACGCGACGAUGCCGACGAAGACGACGAGGUCCACGUGCCCCACACUCCGGCGAGCGUUGCCGGGCAGCAGGAAUGGGGAGAGUUCCUGCACAUCCCCGGGCGGAAGUUCUACGACUUCGGCGAGGUCAGAAAGGAGAUUGAGAACGAAACGUCGAGGAUAGCAGGAAACAACAAGGGCAUCAACAGGCAGCCCAUCAACCUCAAGAUUUACUCGCCGCACGUGCUCAGCUUGACACUUGUCGAUUUGCCUGGGUUGACCAAGGUUCGUGCGAAGGCGCUCGCUGUUCCCAUUGGCGACCAGCCAACAGACAUCGAAAAGCAGACACGCGGUCUCAUCACCGAGUACAUUGCGAAGCCGAACAGUGUCAUUCUCGCCGUCUCGCCCGCCAACGUCGAUCUCGUCAACUCGGAGGCGCUGAAGCUCGCCCGCCAUGUCGACCCCAUGGGAAAGCGGACCAUCGGUGUCCUCACAAAGCUGGAUCUAAUGGACCACGGCACUAACGCCAUGGACAUUCUCUCUGGACGCGUGUACCCCCUCAAGCUGGGUUUUAUCGGUAUUGUCAACCGCUCACAACACGACAUCCAGACCAGCAAGUCGCUCCACGAUGCUCUCUCCGACGAGCGCGACUUCUUCCGACACCACCCCGCCUACCGGAACAUGGCGAACAAGUGUGGAACCCAGUUCCUCGCAAAGAGCCUGAACCAGACCCUCAUGGCACAUAUCCGCGACCGGUUACCAGACAUCAAGGCGAGGCUGAACACCCUGAUGGGACAGACACAGCAGGAAUUGGCCAGCUACGGCGAUGUCGCUUUCACCGGAAAGGAACACCGAGGCUCUCUCAUACUCCAGCUUAUGACCCGCUUCGCUUCGUCCUUCAUAUCGUCCAUUGACGGAACCUCGACCGAAAUAUCUACUAAAGAGCUGUGCGGUGGUGCCAGGAUAUACUACAUUUUCAACUCCGUCUAUGGCAAUUCCCUAGAGCAGGUUGACCCCACCAUGAACCUCUCCGUCCUCGACAUCCGGACAGCCAUCCGUAACUCCACUGGACCGCGGCCCAGUUUGUUUGUACCAGAGUUGGCUUUCGACUUGCUGGUAAAACCUCAAAUUAAGCUUUUGGAGAUACCGAGUCAGCGUUGUGUGGAGCUGGUCUACGAAGAGCUCAUUAAGAUCUGCCACACCUGCGGAUCAACCGAGUUGACCAGGUACCCUCGACUGCAGGGCAAGCUGAUCGAAGUGGUGUCCGAUCUGCUCCGAGAACAACUCGGUCCGUGUUCAACCUACGUCGCUUCGCUCAUCGACAUUCAAAGAGCAUACAUCAACACUAAUCAUCCCAAUUUCCUUGGCGCAGCAGCUGCCAUGUCAGCCGUCAUCAACGACAAGGAACAGAGGGAAAAGAAGAUUGCUAUGGAGGCGGAGAAGAAGAAGAGGGAGAAGAGGCGGUUGAAGGAGCUCAACAUUGCUGAGGCCAACGGUGGUGAGCUACUCGAGAAUGGCGAAGAGCUCGAAACCCCCGCAUCUGCAAAGAGUCUGCCCCUGCGGAAACACCAAACACAGGCGAGCCGCAGUAUGUCACCAGCAGUCGGCCGUUUAUUGAACGGCCAAGGUAGCAUAUCAGGCCAGCUCAACAACCGGCAAAGGUCGCCCCCAGCACCACAGCGCGACAGCUUCCUGAACUACUUCUUUGGGAAAGAUGGCGCAACCGCGUAUGCCAACUCAGCAAACACUGUACAGCAACCUGGAGACAACCGGCCCGGAAGCCGGCACGUCAGCCAAAAUGUCGAACCCAGCUUCGCACAGAGCAUUCGGACCCGGGAAGUUCGACAACCUACUCACGUUCUGGAGAUGCUUCCCGAUGAAGACGACGCUCCAAUGAGUCCCAUUCGGGACCACGGUUUUGAGGGUGGCUUCCCAUCCGACCCAGAAUCAGCACCCGCCCUCACUGAGCGCGAAGCUCUUGAGACAGAACUUAUCCGCCGCCUCAUCUCCUCGUACUUUAACAUUGUGCGAGAAACCGUCGCAGACCAAGUUCCUAAGGCCAUUAUGCACCUCCUCGUCAACCACUCCAAAGACGUCGUGCAAAACAGGCUCGUCUCGUCGCUGUACAAGGAAGAUCUCUUCCAGGAGCUCCUGUACGAAGACGACACGAUCAAGGCCGAGCGCGAGAAGUGCGAGAAGCUGCUCAAGACGUACAAGGAGGCGGCGAAGAUUGUGGGCGAGGUAUUGUAA